This is a messenger RNA of Magnolia sinica, 1032 nucleotides long. RefSeq lists its product as uncharacterized. The transcript has 5 exons. The record is from RefSeq and is a predicted model, not a curated record. Lineage: Eukaryota; Viridiplantae; Streptophyta; Magnoliopsida; Magnoliales; Magnoliaceae. The coding region runs from base 9 to 902 and encodes 297 amino acids.
AUAAGCACAUGGAUUCACAACCAGAGGCAUUGGGUGCAAAUGUGAGCAACACCAAAGAUGUGCCAACUUCUUCUUCAUCUAGAAAGAGAGGCCCUACUAAGGGUGCUUCUUUACAUGUGCAAUCUGAUAGGAAAAAAGUCCUUAAGACGAAUGAAUUCGGGCAACCGAAUGAGGACAGUCCCAAUCAUAAAGACUUUGCAUCACAUAUCGGUGUCCUAGCCCGUGCUCAUAUCCCGAUCAUAUACGAGGACUUUCGCCAGGUGCCUUAUGCACACAUUCAAAAGGUCAUAGAAACAUUGUCACUAUUUUAUGAGUAUGAGGGUCGAAGUUGGGAUGCAGGUGUUUGGUACAUAACACAACGCAUCAAUGAAACAUGGAGAAAUUAUAAGAAAAGGUUAACUAAAAAAUAUAUAAAAAACAACGAUCCUAUAGUUGUUAGAGAUAGUCCUGCCCCCCCAGGUGUCCUUAUGGAGGAUUGGAGGAUCUUUGUGGAUCAACACAACACCGAGCAAUUCAAGAAAGUAAGUGCAAGGAAUAAAGUCAAUCGGGCAAAGCUAAAAGGACCUGCGUGUCUUGGGAGGCGCAGCAUGGCUGUUACUCGCCAUCAGAUGGCGAUGGAGAGGAAUCUUACCUCUGAUGCCGAGAUAGGUAUAGGUGAUGUCUACUUAAGAGCCCAUACGAGCAAGGACAAAGUCAUCCAGUAUCCUGACCUUGUUCAAAAACUAGAUGAGCUUUAUAGUAGCAAUCCUACUUCUAAGAUGACCGGCGUUAACGAUGCCCUUACACAGUUGGUUGGUUUUGACAGUAGAGGGCGAAUGCGUGGUUUGGGUUGCUCGAUAAGCAAAACAGGACUGAAGAAUUCAACCCCUACCCGUUCAAAGCUACAUAAUAUGGCAAAAUAAAAAGAAGGCCUAGUGUAGGAGAUAUUAGAGAUAAAGAAAUCAUUAGUUGAUAUAAAGUCUUGGGUGGGUAUGCAUCAAGAGGCAUAGUCUGGUCAAAACCUCCCAUCACCACCAGUGGCUAAAUCUACUC